Molecule: messenger RNA, 4572 nt
Organism: Rana temporaria (common frog)
Lineage: Eukaryota; Metazoa; Chordata; Amphibia; Anura; Ranidae
Gene: CSDE1
Product: cold shock domain containing E1
Exons: 25
Coding region: 546-3299 (917 amino acids)
Molecular function (GO): nucleic acid binding
Source: RefSeq, a predicted model, not a curated record
CCGUGGGAUUACAAGUUCUCGCGAGAGCGCCGUGUUUUAUUCCUACGUAAUGUGCCGUGCUGCUUAUGGCGGCGCUGGUGAUAGUGCUGUGAGCUGUUGGGUAUGAAGUGUAACAGAACAGAAACUACCACCUGAAACUGCUGCUUCACGUUCAGAUCAGUCAAGGAACAUCUGCCACAAUCGUAACUAACACCAAAGAGAAUUUGCGCUGAAGACACAACGCUUGAUCUGAAACAAGAAGUUUGUGCCUACCUAACAGCUACACAAGAGCACUUCCCAACGCUGCUAUUAGUCUUUGUUUUAUUCUCAGCGCUGUACUCUGCUUUUGCAUUGUGCAGCGGGAGUUGUCUUUCUUAGCUCGAUAGAUCCUUUUCUCUCACUGUCUCUUUUUAAAUACUAGCAACUGACAACCUUUUUGAAGCAUCUGCUGGCCACAAGAAUUGGUAAAUACUACUGAAAGUGCAAUACCUGGUAUUUCAAGAAGCCCUGCAGGUGACGCAGCUGAUUACUAUAAAAUCCUAUUUUCAUACAGAUUCACUUUGCACAUGGACACUGACAAACAGCCAGACAUUUCUUCUGAAGAACAAAAGCUGUAUGUGAUGGAGAAACUCUAUACUCUGCCAUCAGAACCCCUCACCCCAUCUGCUGCUGUCCCUGGUACUCAUACCUCCAGUUCUUGUGCUUCUAAAAAGCAGAAGAGGACCCCUUUGUACCAGAGAUCUAUGAGCUUUGACCCAAAUCUUCUCCACAACAAUGGACAUAAUGGGUACCCGAAUGGUACGUCUGCAUUGCGUGAAACUGGCAUAAUUGAAAAAUUGCUUACAUCCUAUGGAUUUAUUCAAUGUUCAGAACGCCAGGCCAGACUCUUCUUCCACUGCUCUCAAUACAAUGGAAACUUGCAAGAACUUAAAGUAGGAGAUGAUGUGGAGUUUGAGGUAUCAUCAGAUAGACGUACUGGAAAACCAAUCGCUGUCAAACUGGUAAAAAUAAAGACUGAAAUCUUGCCAGAAGAGAGAAUAAAUGGACAGGUUGUUUGCGCUGUGCCUCAGAAUUUGGAGAGCAAGUCUCCAGCUGCUCCGGGUCAGAGUCCCUCAGGGAGUGUGUGUUACGAACGCAAUGGGGAGGUGUUUUAUUUAACCUACACCCCAGACGAUGUCGAUGGAAGUGCUCAGCUUGAAACUGGAGAUAAAAUAAAUUUUAUUAUUGAAACAAACAAGCACACUGGUGCAGUAAGCGCUCGAAACAUUAUGCUGCUCAUGAAAAGAAAACAAAUGCGUUGCCAGGGUGUGAUUUGUGCCAUGAAGGAAGCCUUUGGGUUUAUUGAAAGAGGGGAUGUUGUAAAGGAGAUAUUCUUUCACUACAGUGAAUUUAAAGGAGACCUUGAAGCCUUGCAACCAGGCGAUGAUGUGGAGUUCACCAUCAAAGAUCGAAAUGGUAAAGAAGUAGCAACUGAUGUAAGGCUUCUACCUCAAGGAACUGUAAUAUUUGAAGAUAUCAGCAUUGAACAUUUUGAAGGAACAGUUACCAAAGUUAUUCCUAAAGUACCCAACAAAAAUCAAAAUGAUCCCCUACCAGGACGCAUUAAGGUCGAUUUUGUUAUUCCUAAAGAGCUUCCCUUUGGUGAUAAAGAUACCAAGUCUAAAGUUACCCUUUUAGAAGGCGAUCAUGUGCGGUUCAAUAUUUCAACCGACCGAAGGGACAAACUUGAGCGUGCCACAAACAUCGAAGUUCUUUCUGAUACGUUCCAGUCUACAAAUGAGUCCCGAGAAAUGGGUGUCAUCGCAGCAAUGAGGGAUGGUUUUGGUUUUAUAAAAUGUGUUGACCGGGACGCUAGAAUGUUCUUUCACUUCAGUGAAGUCCUGGAUGGAAAUCAGCUCCACAUUUCUGAGGAAGUAGAGUUUACUGUGGUCCCUGUCACCGAUCCACAAAGUAGUGAAGGUUGGAAAAAGCCUUGGAACAACAACCUUUUAAAACAGGACAUGCUUUCUGCUCAAAGAAAUCAUGCAAUCAGAAUUAAAAAGCUCCCUAAAGGAACGGUUUCCUUUCACACUCAAUCAGAUCAUCGGUUUGUUGGUAUUGUUGAAAAAGAAGCUACAGCUACCAGUGCUAAAUCCAGCAGCCCAAACAAAGGAAAAGAAAAGAAAAAAGAGAGGGAGGGUGAAGAAGGAAUUGUCUCUUAUGAAGACUGUGGAAUCCGACUUACUGUCACUUAUCACCUCAAGGAUUUGGAAGGUUCUUCUACCCCCCAGGUUGGGGAUAAGGUUGAGUUUAGCAUUUGUGAAGCAAAAAGAACUGGUCAACAGAGUGCAGUGUCUAUUAAGGUUCUUGGACGAAAUUCCAACAGCAAAAGGUUUUAUGGUUAUGUAGCCACUCUUAAGGAUAACUUUGGUUUUAUUGAAACUGCCAAUCAUGAUAAAGAAAUCUUCUUUCACUACAGCGAGUAUUCUGGAGAUGUAGAUAAGCUGGACCUUGGAGAUAUGGUGGAGUACUGCUUAUCCAAAAACAAGGGGAACAAGGUCAGCGCUGAACGGGUCACAAAAGUUCAUCAAGUUAAUGGAUCCAGUGAUGAAGUGAACCCUACUGUGUACUGGGGAAAAGUUGUGCGGCCCCUGAGGAGCGUAGACCCUACACAAACUGAGUACCAGGGAAUGAUUGAGCUUCUAGAAGAAGUUGUCAACAAGCAGAAAAUAGCUGAGGAAACUCCCAAAGAAGCUGAGGAAGCUGAAGCCGAAGUGGAAGCCGAAGCUGAAGCCAGCAUAGAUACAAGCAAGCAAGCUAGCAUGAAAGGACAUCUUAUCCCCUUUGGCAUCGUGGGAAUGGCAAAUAAAGCGGAUUGUCUACAGAAAGGAGAAACUGUCAAAUUCCAGCUCUGUGUCUUGAGUCAGAAUGGGCAGACAAUGGCCUGCAACAUUGAGCCACUACGUAGGGGUACUGUUGAAUGUGUGAAAGAUCAGUUUGGCUUCAUUAACUAUGAAAUUGGUGACAGCAAGAAGCUUUUCUUCCACGUAAAGGAAAUCCAAGAUGGAGUAGAGCUGCAGGCAGGAGAUGAGGUGGAAUUCUCAGUUAUUCUUAAUCAGCGCACUGGGAAAUGUAGUGGCUGUAAUGUUACAUUAUUAAGCAAAGGCCCUGAAAUGGUAGCGGCUCCACGUCCUGACAGACUGGUGAGCCGGCUAAAGAGCAUAACUUUGGAUGAUGCUAGUGCACCCCGUCUUAUGGUUCUGCGUCAGCCUAGAGGUCCGGAUAACACCAAGGGAUUUGUCAUAGAGAGAAAGAUCCGUCAAGCUGGUGUCAUCGACUGAAUUUUUUUUUUCCAUCCAUAAAAGCACAUUACCUAAUCAAGUAUAAUGCCAUGGGGUAUUGUGGAGAGCAACAUCUUUCUUUGCAGCCCCUGAAUUGGGAGAUUUUCUGUACAACAGUUACAUCUAUUUUUAACACCUUCCAUCUUGCGUUCACCUCGGAAAUUCCUGAGAAGCCAUUUUUUUUUUUUUUUUUUUUUUUUUUUUUAUAAAUUAUGCACAUUUGCAAGUGAGGAUUUAAGUUGAAGCCUUAGUAUAUUCUGUUUCCUUUUUAAAGAAGCUUUGAUUUGAAUUGUGCAUCAUAACACAACAUUUUUUUUUUUUCUCUCUUCUCUUCCCCCUCUUAUGUCCAAUAUAAAAGUGUGACUUAACCCUUUGAAAUUCUGCACUCAACACUGUUUAGCAUAUAUUCUACCUCCUUUACUGCAUUUUUUUUUCUCUCUCCCUUCUCAAAGAGGACCACAUACUGAUGGUGGAAUAUAUUCUAUUCAGCAAUGCUUUGAAGCGCUCCUUUUUCAUUGAAUGACAGCCAAAUGCUCACUUUUUUAUAUAUUAAGAUUUGAAUAUUUUAUUCAAGUGGAUAAACCCGAAGCUGUUUAGAAUUGAAAGCCUUUUCUUUCUUUUUUUUUUUUUUUUUGUUAACUUCUUUGGAACUGCAGAUAUCCUCAAGGGUGACAUGUGCCAUCAGUGUGAAGUUUAAAAAUAAUCUUUGAAAACGCACAGGGUUUUUUUUCUUUGCUGCUUCCAUGGGCAGCAUCUAAAUGUUCAUAAAAUGUAAAGGAAAAUAAAAUGUGCCUGAAUUUUAUUUUAUUCAGUUUACAAAAACCACUCAUACCAUUAAUUAUUUAGGCUAUUCAUAGCUAUACUGAUCUUUGCAUCAGCAUAGAUAGAAAAUUGGGUGUUUUUUUUUUUUUUUUUUUUUGUUUUUUUUUCUUUUUUUUCUUUUCUUUCUCGAACCUGCCAUUACCCAGGCAGGCCUGUGGCUCUAACCUUGAAGCCUUUUCCCUCUUUCCCCUCCAGUACGAUUUUGCUGCCCACCACAAAUUCUCAAGCCAGGAAGUACAUUUAUUCAAAGUAUUUUAAACCAGAAAGAUCAAGAUUUCUUUCUUCCUGGAUUGAUGGAAGAGUUCUUGUGUUUUUCUAUUUUUUUUCUACUUCUGUGAUUUAGAGGUUCUUCUGUUAAGAGACCUACCUUUGUAAAAACAAAAACUUGGCUCCAGAUUUUCUGUUUAAUGGCAAAGAAAUUGAAAAAUAGAAUAAAGUUUUACCAAUUUAA